AUGGGGGAUGCGACCUGCCGCGAUUUCGUCGACCAAGCAAAGGAUGACCUAAUUCUUCGAUUUUCCACCCUUGAAUGUUCGAACGAUAAAGCGAAGCACGCUGAAGUAAUCUAUGUUGUGGGUGGAUAUGAAGAGAGGAGGGUCGAACGCAUGGAUCCUGAAGGUGCAAAUGCUGUAUGGCAGUACGUUGCUCCUUUGAACCAGAUAAGGUCUAAUGGCGGCGUUGCUGUUGUCGACAGGUUCAUUUACGCUGUGUGUGGCCAAGAUUGGAAUUAUGAUGCUUUGAACAGCAUUGAGAGAUAUAAUCCUGCAACUGACCAGUGGAUGUCUGACGUCGCUCCCUGUCACACUAGUCGAUUUUGGAUAGGUGUAGCGGCUCUGGAAGAACAUCUUUAUGCAAUUGGUGGCUGUGAGGAUCUUAGACGUCAAAGUCUGAACAUUGUUGAACGCUAUGACGUUCGGCGAAAUGAGUGGACAUCUGCUGCACCUAUGGGUUCAUGUCGACACUCCCUUUCUGUUUCCAUAUUAGAUGGUUGCCUCUACGCAGUUGGAGGGCGCAAAAGAGAAAUCGCUCUAAGUACCGUAGAGAGG
Molecule: messenger RNA, 591 nt
Organism: Haemonchus placei
Lineage: Eukaryota; Metazoa; Nematoda; Chromadorea; Rhabditida; Trichostrongylidae
Source: the annotation of a GenBank genome assembly